Parasteatoda tepidariorum (common house spider) is the source of this 2640-nucleotide messenger RNA. RefSeq lists its product as uncharacterized. The record is from RefSeq and is a predicted model, not a curated record. Gene Ontology annotation, molecular function: protein binding. NCBI's taxonomy places the organism in Eukaryota, Metazoa, Arthropoda, Arachnida, Araneae, Theridiidae.
GCUCGAGCGUAAAAGAGCAUUGCAUGAGAAUAUUUAGAAUUUCAGUCGAACAGAAAUAGUCUAUGGAAAUUGUUGUUAUUAAGAAAUAAAUGAAAAAGUAGUGUUGUUUUGAUUCAGGAUAUCGAAAAUGAAAUGUUUUCAAUCAAAUUUGUGACAUAAUUCUAGUAAGGUAAAAUGCUAAUAAAGUAAAUUAUGCUAUCUCCUUUUUGUUAGCUUGAUAUACAAGUUCAUAUUUUUUAAUGGACCUUUUCCCAAUCAUGGAUAUAGAAUCGAUAUACAACCUUAGCUACAUAGAUAUGGCUAAAGCCAUAAUUGAUCGCUUUAAUGAACUUCUACGAUUUAGUGAACGCUUAUUUCCAUUCCAUAAUGAAGAUACUCCACUUCUAUUUGCUAUCCGAAGGAACACCGGCAACUUAGACGAAAUACGAAAACUUUUAUCGAGAGGCGCUGACAUAAAUGUUGUAAACGAAGACGGAAGAACUGUUUUACAUGAAGCUGUUAUGAACGCUUAUUGUAAUCUCGGCGUGGUGAAGUUGGUGCUGGAAAAUGAACCUGCUCUAAUAAAUCGCUGUGAUAAACUUAAGAAAACAGCUUUACAUAUGGCUAUGAUGUUUGAGAGCUACGAAGCUGUUGUUUUAGAACUUAUAAAUCGUGGGGCUGAUUUAAACGCUGAGGAUUUAUUCAAAGAAACUCCACUACAUAUUGCAGCCAAUUUUCGACAUGAUUUAUACAAAGUUCUUUUAGAUAGAGGUGCGUUGAUCGAUGCGAGGAAUUGCUAUGGGCGGACUCCAUUACAUUGUGCAUUAAUGAGACAAGCUCCUCAUUUAAAUGUUCCAUUAAUCCUUGCAUUGUUGUCUCAUGGAGCUGAUGUGAACGCAAUAGAUAUUGGUCAUAAUUCUAUUUUGCAUUAUGCCGUGCGAAAUCCACAAGUGAAAAAAGAAAUAAUUCAGAUGUUUUUAGAGCUGGGAGCUGUUCCGGAUCAUCGAGAUCUGAAAAAAAUGCCACCUUUAGGCUAUUGCAAAAAUAAAAAUAUAUCUAAGUUGCUUAUACAGUAUUCUGUUCUUCAAAAUUUAAAAAUUGGUGCAAAUAACGAAAUUAUUCAACCAGAUAAAGUACUCAAUCUUAAUUUUUUCACAAAUAAGUUCGACCGUAUGCAUUGGGCUCGAUAUCGAGGCUUGUGUCUUAAGGACAUUGCUUGCAUGAUGGAUGAUAAGGUCAGCUCGGAUUGUACUUUCUUUGAUUAUAUAUUUAAGAGGUAUAAUAAAAAAGAUGUAAAUCUUGAAAAUACUUGCGAAGGGAUUCCCGAUAUGGUACUGGUGCGAUUCUAUAAUGAUGCUUACCCGUUUUGUAACGACGUCAUUUAUGCUGCGAUUAAACUUGGUGAAUUGCUAAACAAACUCUACUAUCAACCAAUUUAUGUCAUGUCUGAAAAUGGGCCAAAGGAAAAAAUUAUUUUUUUAAACUUGCAUUGUAUUGAACAUUUGGCGAAGUAUUUAUCAAAAUUGGAUUUGAUUAAUCUUGUAUUGGCGUAUUCUCUUCAGGAUUUGUAUGAUUUUAAAGAACCAAAAUUAGAAAUAGUAUUUAAGAGACCUAGACCAGAAAAUAAAGAUUGUGAUGUUGAUGAUAGCAUUUCGCAUAUUGUUUGCAAAAAACUGAAGGUUGUAAUUGAUGAUAACCGCAACUAUGAAACAGGACUGCCAUUUUUAUAAUAUAAAAAAUUUAACAGAAAAUGAUUUAAUUUGUACCCCAUUCUGUAUAAUUGCUGUUGUUUAUUUUUGAAUGUUGUAUAAUAAAACUAUUUUAUUCUUUUUUUAUGUAAAAUCAAAUAACGUUUUACUUUCUAAGCCAUAUUUAUAUUCUUAGCUUUAAUAUUUAUUUUUGAAUAGUUUUUGUUUGAAUUUUUUUUUAUUAUGCUAGUUAUAUUUUUAAAAAUAUAUUCUAGUAGUUUCUUGUUUCUUUCUUAAUCGUUUAGUAAAACAUUUUAUUAUGAUUAAUUUAGAAAUUUUUAAGAUAAAGCAAUAAAUUAUAUUUUUCGUAUUUAUGUAAUGUGGUUAUUUCAUGUAAUAGUUCUCUUAGCAAAUAAUGUACUUUGCUUGACGUUUGAUACUGUUGGCAAUCUCUUUUUGCAUUCCCAAAAAUUUAUUGCCUUCCUUUUCUGUGAAUUGUUGUUACAGGGUGCACAAUAAAUGUGUAUUUCAAUAACUAAACAACAAAAAAAUUGAAGAAUUUAAUCAAGAAUGAAUGAAAAAUAAAUUUCUCUUUUAGUUUUUUUGGAAUAAUUUUUGAAAAGUAUUAAUUAUAAGCCACCUAUAAAAUGUAAAAUUUAACUUUGUAUUGUAUAAGACAUAAAAAUAAAAACAUUUUUUGAUAUAAUUUAAAUUAAACUUGUAUUUUAUAUUUCCAAUAAACGUAUAUAAUAGAAAUAUGUUAUUUUCUUAUACAUCAAGUUUAUAAUUUGCAGAAAAAGAGAAGUAAAUGUUAAAAAUGCUGUAUGCAAUUGUAUGAUUUCUUUUUAAUUUGGUUGUUUUGGGUCAUUCUUGUGUAAAUUUUAGCAAAGCCAUGCCAAACAAUAAAUUGUGCCUUUUUUUAUCAUACAUUUUUUAUUUUUUCAAUUUUGUUUAAUAAAACUUUAUGUCUAUA